AUGAAACACAACAACAACGUCAGACUUCUCGCCGUCCUCGCAGACCCUGAAUCAGACGAGAAGAGCGAGUAUCGCUUCCUCGUCGACGGCGCUCACGUAAGAUACGUCACACUGGACGGGGGUCUCAUAGACCCUGAACAUCGCACAUACGAACCAAAACUCCUCCCUCAACUCCCUGUAUUCCCACCCGGAGACUGGAACGAGGGCCGUGUCGGAAAGGACGGGCAUACAGGGAAGCCUUUCUUCUGCGAGACGAGAAGAAGCAGUCUACCUGGCAUUGGAAAUGUCUGGCAUGAUGUUAUGAUAGAUCAUCUCGAGCUCCGCCAGAUCGAGCGUGUGCGUCAAACGCUCUAUCGUGUAUCGCAUCCUGCUUUCAGUACACCAGUACUCGCAAAGUUUGCGCAGUUUCCAUGGGAGAUUCCUUACUUCGCUGCUGAGACAACGUCGUACGAAUGGAUUCACGGCCAAGGCAUCGGUCCUGAGUUUCUCGGCCAUAUUCACGAGAACGGGCGAGUCAUUGGUUUCCUCCUCGAAGAGAUUCAUAAUGCUCGGACUGCAGAACCUGAAGAUCUCGCCACAUGCCAGCGAAGUCUGCAGAAGCUGCAUGAUCUAGGCAUCGUACAUGGCGAUAUCAACAAGCACAAUUUCCUCAUCAGACAGGAUGGUGACGCUGUUCUCAUCGACUUCGAGACAGCUUACAAGUGCACAGAUCCAGAUAUACUAGAUGAAGAGUAUCGGCAUGUCAAAGAGAGUCUGGAAGAUACAUCAGGGCGUGGAGGUGCAGGCAUGGCGAGCGAUUCAAGUUCAGAUUGA
Fusarium tjaetaba is the source of this 813-nucleotide messenger RNA. Its product is annotated as alpha-galactosidase a precursor. The transcript has a single exon. The record is from RefSeq and is a predicted model, not a curated record. The coding region runs from base 1 to 813 and encodes 270 amino acids. NCBI's taxonomy places the organism in Eukaryota, Fungi, Ascomycota, Sordariomycetes, Hypocreales, Nectriaceae.